Messenger RNA from Scomber japonicus (chub mackerel), 1692 nucleotides. RefSeq names its product sodium-coupled neutral amino acid transporter 3-like. Lineage: Eukaryota; Metazoa; Chordata; Actinopteri; Scombriformes; Scombridae. The coding region runs from base 38 to 1558 and encodes 506 amino acids. Gene Ontology annotation, molecular function: L-asparagine transmembrane transporter activity; L-histidine transmembrane transporter activity; L-glutamine transmembrane transporter activity. The record is from RefSeq and is a predicted model, not a curated record. Gene Ontology annotation, biological process: amino acid transmembrane transport; asparagine transport; histidine transport. The transcript has 15 exons.
UCAAACUAGCCAAAAAGAGUCUCUUUCAAUUUGGAUAAUGGAAGUUACUUAUUCAGAAUUGAACACCUUUUCCAACGGGAAAACUAAUGACCUCAGAGAUGAUGGUGUGCCAAUGAAGACAUCACCAGAUGAUGAUGAACUUGACCCUGAUGGAGUGUUGGAGUGUGAGGAAUUUUUGGCCAGUGGCGAUGGAAAGAAACCUAUCCAAUUUACAGAUUUUGAAGGAAAGACCUCUUUUGGCAUGUCUGUCUUCAACCUGGGUAAUGCUAUUAUGGGGAGUGGAAUCCUGGGAUUGGCAUAUGCCAUGGCCAACACUGGCAUACUCCUCUUUGUGUUUCUUCUGACUACAGUAGCAAGCAUGUCAUCUUUUUCCAUUCAUCUAAUGCUCAAAUCCUCUGGCAUUGUGGGAAUUCGUGCUUAUGAGCAGCUGGGGUACAGGGCCUUUGGCACCCCAGGAAAAAUGGCUGCUGCUAUAGCAAUCGCCCUGCAGAAUAUUGGAGCUAUGUCCAGCUACCUGUUCAUUGUGAAAUCUGAGUUCCCUCUCGUCAUCCAAGCUUUCAUGAAGGCGAAUCACGACUCUGAUCUGUGGUACUUGGAUGGAAACUACCUGGUCCUCAUGGUCUCUGCCUGUAUCAUCCUGCCCCUGGCUUUAAUGAAGCACCUUGGUUACCUUGGCUCCACCAGUGGUUUUUCGCUUAGUUGCAUGGUGUUCUUUCUCAUCGCUGUUAUCUAUAAGAAGUUUCAGAUUCCCUGCCCCUUUGAGGAUUUCUCAGUCAACAGCACCUCUGCGCUCCACAGCCUGAACAUCUCAAGCCACAGCCUUGAGCACAACAGUGCCCUAGUUCACGAGGACGAAGAUUCCUACUGUGAUGCCCGUUUGUUCACCAUCAACUCAAAGACAGUAUACACCAUCCCCAUCAUGGCUUUUGCCUUUUCUUGCCACCCUGAGGUCCUGCCUAUCUACACUGAGCUCAGAAAUCCAACAAAGAAGAGGAUGCAGCAGGUGUCCAACAUCUCCAUCUUGGUCAUGUACACUAUGUACCUUCUGGCAGCUCUCUUUGGCUACCUGACCUUUUACGGCAAGGUGGAGCCUGAACUGCUGCACACUUAUAACCGGAUUGAUCCUUAUGACACAUUGAUCUUGUGUGUGCGAGUGGCUACCCUUAUCGCUGUCACACUGACUGUCCCUAUUUUGUUGUUCCCUGUGCGUAGAGCCAUCCAGCAUAUCUUAUUCCCCACCAAGUCCUUCAGCUGGUUGCGUCACAUUGCCAUUGCUCUGGUUCUGCUCACUCUCAUGAACAUGAUGGUGAUAUUUGCUCCCAACAUUCUGGGCAUCUUUGGCAUCAUUGGUGCGACCUCGUCUCCCUGCCUCAUUUUCAUCUUCCCUGCGGUCUUCUACCUCCGCAUUGUUCCAAAAGAGGACGAACCCCUGAGCUCUGUUCCCAAGAUACUGGCUAUCUGUUUUGCUGUCGUGGGCAUCUCCUUCAUGAUAAUGAGUCUGAGCUUCAUAAUAAUUGACUGGACAACGGGGAGCAGCAACGCUGGUGGAGGCCACUAGAUCCUGUAUCAGUAUGUGUAGGCUUAGGAAAGUGAGGAAAACAAACGUGUCAAUGUAAAUGUAGCACUGUCAGAGCCUGUGGUUUGAUAACAGUACAGAAUAUAAGUGUCGAGGGCUGGAAUCACACUUGUACU